AUGAUUCCUCACCAAAUGUUACACAAUCCAUUAGAUAUUCAAGUUGGUAAAAUUGCCAUGUUAUCAUAUAUUAAAUUAAGUACAUCUUUUUUAGAUUGUCUUCUAGAACAUGAAAUUAAUAAUUUUCGUUCAGAUAUUAUUUUACCAAAUUCUGUCUACUUUUAUGCAAAUGACAACACAAUUAUCAUGAAUCGUAAAGGUCAAGUGUUAAAUGUAACUCAUACAAGUGAAGAAGAAUGUACUCAGUCAACAUUAAACAGUGAAAAUGAUUUUAAACAUAACAACAAUUCAGGAACAAAUUCAUGUUAUAUUAAUGCAGCACUUCAAUGUUUAGCUGAUGCACCUCUAUUUGUUAAUUGA
Rotaria sordida is the source of this 360-nucleotide messenger RNA. Lineage: Eukaryota; Metazoa; Rotifera; Eurotatoria; Philodinida; Philodinidae. The record is from the annotation of a GenBank genome assembly.